Molecule: messenger RNA, 651 nt
Organism: Camellia sinensis
Lineage: Eukaryota; Viridiplantae; Streptophyta; Magnoliopsida; Ericales; Theaceae
Source: RefSeq, a predicted model, not a curated record
AUGGUCACACUUUUAGGGGUUUAUGAGCAAAAUAAUAGUAGUAUGCUUCAGAUUCUUAAGUCAAGUGAUAGCUCAAAGAAAAUAAGUGGUUCAGUUGUAGGCCAUAGGUAUAUAUGCAGAGAUAGAAGGCAGGGUCAUGAUAGAUUAUUUGCAGAUUAUUUUGCUGUAAAUCCAAUGUAUUCACCUACAAUAUUUCGGAGACGUUUUCGAAUGCGUCGUCCUUUGUAUCUACGAAUUUUGAAUGCAAUCCAAGCACACAAUUCAUAUUUUGUUCAAAAACAAGAUGCAGCUGAUGUAGUUGGAUUAUCUCCCCUACAAAAAAUGACUUCAGCGAUGAGAAUAUUGUCAUAUGGUGUCGCAGCAGAUGCAGUUGAUGAUUACAUACGUAUCGAGGAAAGCACUGCAAUUCAAAGUUUGCAACAAUUUUGUAAUUUAGUGAUUGAAAUCUUUGGCGUAGAAUAUCUGAGAUCUUCGACACCAACUGACAUUGCUAGAUUACUUGCUAUUGGGGAGGUUCGGGGGUUUCCUGGUAAAGCUCCCCCUGUCCAUUACACUAUUAAUGGACAUAGUUACGAUAUAGGUUAUUACUUUGCUGAUGGUAUAUACCCUCAAUGGGCAACACUGGUUCAAACAAUUUCUUCUCCCCAAUGA